UUUGGUUGACUUUAGGGUUAUCCAUCCUUUUGAACGCGAAAAAGAGAGACCAUACAAAUUUUUGAAGGGAACAUAUCAUUCAACUAGUAAUAUUCUUCAAUCCUUCUAUUCCACAAAGAUGUUGAAAUGAAGAUUGUAAUGAAAACUUGAUGAAAUACAAAUUGAUUAGAAAAAUUACCUCAACCAACAGCGCGUGAGCUAGAUCCGGUCUUAUUUUAUUAAGUCUGCGGUGUACCAAAGCCUUGUUGCCUAGUUGGAGCUUGUCAUUGUUGAAAAUCUUCAUGUGCCACACCAACUCCUUCAAGAUCUUUCUUUGCUUAAUUUCCUACCAUUUGUUGUGCACAUUUUAAUUUACUUUAUAUCUCAAGGCUUAGACUAAAAUAACUUGAGCAGUAAACAUGCAUCUUCCAUGGCUUCUCCUCUUGCUCUUAAUGAGUGCAACCCCCUUGGUAGUCACCAACGCUUUGAUAACACCAAAAACCAUGAUCACAGCCGCAAACACAACCAAACCCGGUUGCCAGCAGAAAUGUGGUAACCUGACCAUCCCAUACCCCUUCGGUAUUGGUAGCGAUUGUUUCCUUCAAGGCUGGUUUGGUAUCAUAUGCAACACCUCUUACAACCCUCCUAAAGCGAUCCCUGUUAUACCAUUUGGUUCAAGAAGGCAUACAGACAUAUUGGAUAUAACCGAGACCCAGAUAAUUAUCUGGAAUACUGAGGUAACUUCACGUUGCUUCGAUCCACAAGAGAAUGUGAGCUCUGAGGUUUCAGGGUUCUUAGAUAUGUGGGAUUCUCCCUAUACUGUAUCAACAGCAAACAAGCUCACAGUCAUUGGCUGUGACGAGUAUGCACUGAUUGAUGGUUCUGGAGAGAAUUCACUCUAUGAAAAGGGUGGUUGCAUUGCUUUGUGCAAUUCAGAAGGGGUGACCAAAGGUUCUUGUUUGGGGUCAGGUUGCUGUCAGACGUCUGUGUUAACUGGCUGGCAAGGGUUCAAUAUUAAGCUCUUUAGCUUGGAAAACCGCCGUUCAUUUACUAAUCAGUCAACUUGUAGCUAUGCUUUCUUUGCUCGAAAUGGAAGCUUUGUAUUUGGUGGAGCUUCAGACAUGACAAAUACUAGUGUUGUUCAAAACAGAAUCCUACAGCAAGCCCCUAUUGUGCUUGAUUGGAUUGUAGAACUUAAGACUUCGUGCAAAGAGGCACAAAAAAACAAUUCGACUGCUACACCAUAUCUUUGUCAGUCCAAUACUGAAUGCAUAGAUACAGAUCUGGGAGGAUAUCGCUGCAGCUGCCUCCCUGGCUAUGAGGGAAAUCCUUAUCUUCAAUCCAGUUGCAAAGACAUCAACGAGUGUGCUGCUGGUCCAAAUAAUCCAUGUACCACGGCCUGUGUUAACACUCCAGGGAGUUACAGAUGCUUUUGUCCCAGAGGAUAUUCUGGCGACGGAUUAAAAUCUGGGAUUGGCUGCAUAAAGAAUUUAGACAAAAGCUCAUCCUCCCUCAAGAAAAUCACUCUAGGAUUAGGAAUAUCCUUGGGAACAGUAAUUUUGCUCCUUAUUGGUUGGUGGUUUUCUUCUGUUAUCAAAAGGAGAAGGAUCAUCAAGCAAAAGGCUGUAUACUUCGAGCGGAAUGGCGGGUUGCUGUUAAAACAGCAGAUGGCUACUGAUGAAAGUGUAGUAGCAAGACUAAAGAUUUUUACUUCUGACGAAUUAGAAAGAGCAACAGACCAGUUUAAUGAAGACAGGAUAGUUGGACAAGGAGGUCAAGGAACAGUUUACAAAGGAAUGUUGAGUGAAGGAAAAAUUGUUGCUAUAAAGAAGGCUAAAGUGGUUGAUGAAAGUCAGUUAGGAGGUUUUAUCAAUGAAGUGGUUAUAUCAUCACAAGUAAACCACAGGAAUAUAGUGAAGUUACUAGGAUGUUGUUUGGAAACUGAAGUUCCGAUAUUAGUUUAUGAGUUUAUUCCAAAUGGAACUCUCUAUCAUCAUAUCCAUAACCCAAGUGAAGAGUUUCCUAUCACUUGGAGAAUGCGAUUGCAGAUUGCUUCUGAUUCUGCAGGAGCACUUGCUUACUUGCAUUCAUCGUCUUCUAUUCCUAUCCUUCAUAGAGACAUCAAAUCCUCCAACAUACUCUUGGAUGAUAAAUACAGGGGGAAGCUGUCAGAUUUUGGGACUUCAAUGUCGAUUGCUAUUGAUCAAACCCAUGUAACCACUCGUGUCAUGGGAACCUUUGGUUAUUUAGAUCCAGAGUACUUUCAAUCAAGUCAAUUCACUGAAAAGAGUGACGUUUACAGCUUUGGAGUAGUCCUCGUCGAGCUUUUAACAGGACAAAAAGCAAUACGUGCCACGAAAGAAGAAGAUAGAAGCUUGACAUCUUGGUUCCUUUCCCAUAUGAAUGAUACUCGUUUGCUCGAUAUUAUCGAUUCUCAAGUCUUACAAGAGGGUUCAGAGCAAGAGUUGCAUAUUAUUGCUAAUCUCGCAAGGCAGUGUUUAAACUUGGAUGGAAAGAAAAGACCAACCAUGAAAGAAGUUCUAAUAGAGAUAGAGGGAGUAAUGUCACUUCGUAUCCCAGAAAGAAAUCGAAAGAAUGGCCUAGAAACCGAGCACAAUGGAACAGCUAAACAUACUUGUGAUGGGAUUUUAAGUUCUAGCUCGUUUUACACAGAGAAUAGCUCUUUAGAUUCUGCUGAAAUGUCACUGUUAUUCAAUCCCAGAUAAUUUACAUCUCUAGUAGAUGAUGGAAUAGUCCUUCAGUUAGUCUAGAAGUCAAGGGGAAAAACUAUAGACUGGGAAAAUCUGGAAAACAGUUGAAAAGAUUAUAACUGAAAAGAUCUACGUAAUUAACUAUUGUUUAUCUUCAUUUCUAGCUUAGAAAUUCUAGUCUCAUACUAAAUGAAAUGAACUCUUAAUUAAAGUGUUGUCUAAUUAUUUACCAUCUUUACCCCAUGUGAAAUGACCAUAACAUCUCUGUGAACGAGUCUGUGCAGUGUGAACUGUAUUGGGUUAAGCCUACCUUAUUAGCAGAGUAGCAGCAACUCCAGCAAGUACUCCGUAUGAAAAUAAAACGAGUUAUCAUACCUAGACAAUCGCCGCUAUCUAGCUAUCCCCCCUCUCAAGCCAGUAUAGGUUCAGGAUCAAAAAUCUGAGUACUAAACUUUAUUUUUCUUAUAAAACUGUUGAUACUCAUUGAUACAUAUCUAGUAUAAGGCUAGAAUGAAAGUCCUAAUUGAA
This is a messenger RNA of Chenopodium quinoa (quinoa), 3218 nucleotides long. Its product is annotated as wall-associated receptor kinase-like 8. Lineage: Eukaryota; Viridiplantae; Streptophyta; Magnoliopsida; Caryophyllales; Amaranthaceae. The coding region runs from base 399 to 2705 and encodes 768 amino acids. Gene Ontology annotation, biological process: cell surface receptor signaling pathway; protein phosphorylation. The transcript has 3 exons. Gene Ontology annotation, molecular function: protein serine/threonine kinase activity; polysaccharide binding; calcium ion binding. The record is from RefSeq and is a predicted model, not a curated record. Gene Ontology annotation, cellular component: plasma membrane.